CUGAAUGUUUUGUACACUAAGAGGCAUCUGUGUCAUAUGUCUCAGCGGUGCUUGUAAACGUCUCCCCCAACUCUGUUCUUCUGAAACUGAUUCUGGAUCUAAAGAGAGAAGUUGCAACUUGGAACUAAAAGCAGAGCAGCUGAGUUCAUCAGUAAAGGAAUCUAUUGACGAAAUUCUCCAAACUGUAAACCAAGAUGAUUCUGUCUUCACUGAAAGGCAUUGGGAAGAAACUUCUGAGAGUGAAGGUUGUGGACAGUAGCAUAGAGGAGUCCCGCUUGGCUCGAUGUCUUAACACGUUUGACCUUGUGGCCCUGGGCGUCGGCAGCACACUCGGUGCUGGCGUCUACGUGCUCGCUGGUGCCGUAGCCCGAGAAAAUUCAGGACCCGCCAUUGUCAUCUCCUUCCUCAUCGCUGCCAUGGCUUCAGUCUUGGCUGGUCUGUGCUACGCCGAGUUUGGAGCGCGUGUUCCCAAAACUGGCUCGGCUUACCUCUACAGCUAUGUUACGGUUGGAGAAGUAUGGGCAUUUAUCACCGGCUGGAACCUCAUUCUCGCUUAUGUCAUUGGAACUUCGAGCGUGGCCCGGGCAUGGAGCGCAACCUUUGAUGAGCUUAUUGGAAGGAAGAUUGAGCUGAUUUGCAGACAAUACAUGACCAUGAACGCCCCGGGAGUCUUGGCAGAAUAUCCAGACAUAUUUGCUGUCGUAAUCAUAAUCGUUCUGACAGGGCUGCUUGUAUUUGGUGUAAAAGAGUCAGCCAUGGUAAACAAAGUGUUUACCUGCAUCAAUGUACUGGUGCUGGUGUUUGUAGUCAUCUCUGGCUUAGUUAAAGGAAACAAAGAAAACUGGAACCUGAACCCUGAAAAGAUCCUUAAUGCCACCAGAAACUCUACUUCUAAUGUGUCCGAUUUCAUUCCAAAUGAGGAUGUUCUCGGUGCUGGUGGUUUCAUGCCCUUCGGUUGGACUGGAGUCCUUUCUGGUGCAGCAACCUGUUUUUAUGCCUUCAUAGGGUUUGACUGCAUUGCCACUACAGGAGAAGAAGUAAAGAAUCCACAGAGGGCCAUUCCUGUUGGCAUUGUGGCCUCUCUCCUCAUUUGCUUUGUGGCAUACUUUGGUGUAUCUGCAGCCCUCACUGUGAUGAUGCCUUACUACUUGCUGGACAAGAGCAGCCCUCUUCCUGUGGCUUUUAAGUAUGUGGGCUGGGAGGGAGCCACUUACGCAGUGGCCAUUGGCUCUUUAUGUGCACUGUCGACUAGUUUACUAGGCUCCAUGUUCCCAAUGCCCAGAGUGAUCUGGGCCAUGGCAGAAGAUGGCCUGCUCUUCAAAUGCUUGGCUAAAGUCAGCACACGAACCAAAACCCCUCUAAUAGCAACAAUAACAUCAGGUCUUGCGGCAGCGGUGAUGGCAUUCCUUUUUGACUUGAAGGACCUGGUUGACCUCAUGUCUAUUGGGACUUUGCUGGCCUACACUCUGGUGGCAGCUUGUGUGCUGGUCCUCAGGUACCAGCCUUUACAGCCCAGUGCAGCCUAUGAGAUGGCCAAUACUCAGGAUGAGUCUGAAAUUACAUAUAGGGAUGGGAGUGUUGAUAUUUUAUCGCAACCUGAUGAUCACUUUACUUUCAAAAAACUUAUUAACCCUCCGAACACUGAGCCGUCAUCUCUCUCUGGACUCAUCGUCAACAUCUGCACCAGUAUACUUGGUGUUUUGGUGUGUGUCUUCAGUGUUGUAGCUUCUCAGGGAGGGUAUGCACGCUGGUCUCUGACUGCCCUCUGUGUUAUAGUGGCUAUCUGCCUGGUUCUAAUCAUUAUUAUAUGGAGACAGCCACAGAGCAAAACCAACCUUGCCUUCAAAGUCCCAUUGGUGCCACUGGUGCCGAUCAUUAGCAUGUUUGUGAACGUGUACCUGAUGAUGCAGCUCGACAAAGGAACGUGGUUGCGUUUUGCCAUCUGGAUGACCAUAGGUUUUGCCAUCUACUUUGGCUAUGGUAUACGCAACAGUGCAGAGGAGGCGUUAGCCAAGUGUGACAAUUACGAAGAUAGCUGCAUAAUAAAGGAAGAGGCCAUGCAAACAGAGAAGGAAGCCUUCUUACACAAUACACAAAACUCUACCCGAGAAGAUGAAGAUGGUUUCUGAGGAGAUAGGAGGGUUUUUUAAAACGUUUAUUUAAAUAGGGGUACAGGAAAGAAGGUGCAAGUAUGUUUCACGGAGCGGUAAGGACAACAUAACAAACAAAACAGCCCUUACCUAUUGUGAAAAUGCCAAUCAACUAACUAAAUUAGACAAAUGAAAAGUUACAAAUCUACAAUUCGCUAACAACUCAAAGAAAAACGGAGAAAAAAAUGUUAAAAUUGCAUUUGCAGCUGUCCUCUACAAGUUUUCUGUGUCGAGGUUGGCACAGAACAAUGUCACAAAGGACCUAUCAACACAAGAUUAUCAAUUAAAUUGAGCUAACAUAAAAUCUAACCUAAACAUAUAACGUAUUAUCAUGCAGUCAUGACAAUGAGCUUAAAAAUCCAAAAUGGCCAAAGACCUUGAGUCCCUGCAGACCAUGCAAGUGCUCAGUCGUCAGCCAACGACAAGAAAGAUGAAAACACGAGGAGCCAGUAGGAAGAAAGAGUCCAUAGACCAGGAGCUGGUACAGUAUAUCCUUUACCCCUUUUUUCCCAAAAAGAAUGUAACAUCUGUGCUGUGAAAUAGCUAUUAAGUUUUCUGAAAGACUAUCUGCAAGUUCAGGAGACACAUGGAGACAGCCAAUUGUACUACUAGCCAAAAAUGUUGACUACAUGAUGAUUGUAAAAAGCCUAAUAAGAUUUAAUGGCUAAUUAGCCAAGUAUUUUUAAGCAGUAUGAAAUUAUGUGAAAAGAAGAUUAUAGUCAUAUUUUUUUUUUUUAUUUUAUUGUGCUUUGAAAUGGUCAGUUUUACAAAACAUAACGGAAUCCAUCGAUUCAAAAUGCUUUUGUUUUUACAAAAAUAUUAUCCAACCAUAAAUGGAUCUUCAUAAACUUCAUUUUGGGUUUUUAACAGUACAUUAUAAUGACCGCACAUCAGAUUUUCCAUGAAUGAUAUCACAUAUAAAGUUCAGAAUGUGUUACUGCUCACCUAGCUUCAAAGUGCUCGAACAUUUGUAUAUGUUGACCGUGUACAAAAAACACAAAACACCGUCUAAGAGACUUGGACGAGGGUGAGAAUUUUAAUGUACCAUCAGUGCCUUUUGUGAGAAAGUUGUUAGCUGAGAAAUCCCUUACUUGUAAAUUUACCCUUAAGAUGCAGUUUUGGGGGUUUAACCAGUGUAUCUAUUACUGAAAACAAUACAAGUCACAGGUUUUUGGAUGUCUUGUACAUUGAAUGUAUAGCUCAUAUGAACUCAACAUGGUGCUAAAAGUAGCAUUCUCAGUGCAUCCAUGUGUUUGCAGGUCUUUCUGAUUGAUGGUACCAACUGCUAAUCUUACCAGAGUACCAAUGCUAUCUGUGGGAAAUGUACUUUUUACUCAAAGAAAAAAAGCUGCUUAUUUUAAUUUAGUUUAUAUUUUAACCUUUUA
Messenger RNA from Pundamilia nyererei, 3535 nucleotides. RefSeq names its product high affinity cationic amino acid transporter 1-like. Lineage: Eukaryota; Metazoa; Chordata; Actinopteri; Cichliformes; Cichlidae. The coding region runs from base 195 to 2129 and encodes 644 amino acids. Gene Ontology annotation, biological process: L-arginine import across plasma membrane; L-ornithine transmembrane transport. Gene Ontology annotation, molecular function: L-ornithine transmembrane transporter activity; L-arginine transmembrane transporter activity; L-lysine transmembrane transporter activity. Gene Ontology annotation, cellular component: plasma membrane. The record is from RefSeq and is a predicted model, not a curated record. The transcript has 12 exons.